Messenger RNA from Pelobates cultripes (western spadefoot toad), 354 nucleotides. Lineage: Eukaryota; Metazoa; Chordata; Amphibia; Anura; Pelobatidae. The record is from the annotation of a GenBank genome assembly.
AUGGCCAACGGCAGCACAGCUCACCCAGAGCAACAGACCACCAGCAAUUGGGCAGCGGCCUUACAGGCCAAAUUUGAUGCCGCAUGCCAGAGAUUCUGGGAGCGCAUAGGGGAGAAGAACCAGUCUCCCGCUCCAACAUCAGCCACAACGGCACCUCAUCCAACGGCACCACCUCAAGCGCAGCCAAGGCACCCAAACAUGUCGGUAACACCACAGGACGCACAGCACUGCAGCUCAGCAGAGACCUCACCCACCACAAGGCCGCCCAUACUCGUGGCUCCCAUACACUCCAGCAAGCAGGCGACAAAGAGGAGAACGCCAGGUGGCAAUGCAGAAGCAACAAAGGGGCACUAA